AUGACUCCUCCGCUGGGAGGCCCUGGCAGCAUCUCAUGGGACGGUGGAGGCCGCCCCGAGUCCUACCCGGGGCUCCAUGUGAAGCCCGAGUCCAGGCAGGCCCUCUUCCAUGGGGCUGUGGCCAGCUGCUUCUGCAUGGCCACUGUCUACACGGUGUUCAAUGGCAUCUUCGUCCAAGUGGGCUAUGAACACCGUGCCGAAGCCCGCAUAGCCAGCCUCCCCGCCUUCCUGGCCAUGCCCUUCAACUUUAACUUGGCCUACGUCCUCCUGGGGGUGUACUGGCUACAGAGAAAUGCUAGGGCCCCAGGACGCCCCAUGGAGGCGCAGAGGGCUCGCUACCUGAAGGAUGUCUUUGCUGGCAUGGCCCUGGUCUAUGGCCUGGUUCGGUGGCUGUGGAUUGCGACGCAGUUGCUUGACCAGUGGCUCACCUUGCCCAUCUUUGCAUGGCUGGUGGCCUGGCGCCUCUCCCUAGACGGGUCGGGGUUGUUCCUUGCCAUCAAGUAUCUCUCCCUGGGCAGUUACGGCCUCGCCCUGCUGCACCCCUGUGGGUUUGAGGUUGCGCUGGGCGCCCACAUCGCAGCUGCCGUGGGCCAGGCCCUGCGCCCACAGGCGCUAUGGCACGGCACUGCCUCCUCGGGAGUCUCCUUGGCUCCGGGCAUGCUCUCCUGCUUGGGCUGUGUGGGCCUCGAGCUGUGUGACCAUCAGCUCGUGCAGUGGCAUCUCUUCCAGUGGCUCACGGGCCCCUUCUGGUCCAAAGCCUGUGAUGUGCUCCAGUUCCACUUUGCAUUCUUGUUUCUGACAAAUUUAAACACUUGCCGAAGCCCUCCUCCUGAGGGGAAGCUGUCAUUGGUGUUAAACUUCCCGGAUGUGAGACGAUACGAGGAUUACAUGGAAGACUGUCCCUUCCCUCGAAGUUAUGGGCGUCAAGAUUUAGAGGUGAAAUGUUAUGCUGUCUGCAACUUACUUUCAAAGAGACUUACUUACUUCAAGACACUGUCAUGGAACAUGCUCCGCAUUUAA
Neomonachus schauinslandi (Hawaiian monk seal) is the source of this 1020-nucleotide messenger RNA. RefSeq names its product transmembrane protein 187 (gene TMEM187). Gene Ontology annotation, cellular component: transport vesicle. The record is from RefSeq and is a predicted model, not a curated record. NCBI's taxonomy places the organism in Eukaryota, Metazoa, Chordata, Mammalia, Carnivora, Phocidae.